GUUAUUUCCUCUUCCUUCCUUUCUACCUUCAAAUCUUCAAUCAUUCAUAUUCUAUAUCUUCUGUGCUCUUCUAUAACUACUAUAUCAUGUACUCUUCUAUAUCUUUCAACCUCUGCACAUCUGUUAUGUCCCGAGAAGAGUAUUUUGACAGUAUUUGGAUCCCAUUUGAAGAGUUAAAAUCAGCCACCAACAAUUUCGAUGAUAAAAAUCUUCUCUCACAAACUUCUUCCACAAAUAUAUACAAAGGACAACUCAUGCAAUCGUCACGAGAAUUCAUCAACAUUGUUGUACGGAUAUCUAUGCGACGACACAUUGCAAACAACGAGAUUAUUAUGCUAAAAGAUCUCAAGCAUGAAAAUGUUGUUCCUACUUUUAAAAUAUGUGGGACGGCUGAUACUCUAGUGAUCAUAAACAAGCACGAGGUGAAUGAGAGCCUAGACAAACAUCUAAGUAAUAGCUCAACACUCAGUUGGAUGCAGAGACUGCAUAUAUGUGUUGGUAUAGCACGUGCAUUGUGUUAUCUUCAUCAUGAUGCCGAAGCGAAUCAUAGUGUGAUACACGGUAACAUCAAGAGCUCUAAAAUUUUACUUGAUCACCACUGGGAACCCAAGUUACAUGGUUUUGGCUUUGCUGUUAGAGCUAGAAGAAAUCAUCUGUACCUUACAGAUAUAUACAAUGGCUCAUUAUUAUAUAUGGAUCCAGCAUUUGAAACCACGGGAGGUUUGACAAAUAAGUCAGAUGUCUUCUCUUUUGGUGUUGUUCUGUUUGAAGUCCUGUUUGGAAUGGUAGCAUCAUUUGUUCCCACUCCAGAUCACUAUGAUAAUUGGUAUUUUGCUCGAAUGGCCCGAGCUAGUUAUGAAGAGAAGACACUGGAUGAUAUGAUCCAUUUCGAUCUCCAAGAACAAAUGAACCUGGAAUCGUUUAACAUCUUCUCCGAGACAGCUUAUUUUUGCUUAAAGGAGGAGCGGUCACAACGGCCAGAUAUGAACAAAGUUCUCCAACGACUUGAGCGAGCAUUGGAACUUCAAUACAAGCAUGAUCAAAGUCUUGUUUUAUCCAACCGCUUGAAGGUGAAUAUUUUGGAUCACUUAAGAUUUCGAUUGAGUGAUAUACAGCUGUCGACAGACAAUUUUUCUGAUGCAUAUCGUAUUGGAUCCGGUGGAUAUGGUGCAGUGUACAAAUCAAAACCUGGCUCUUUUGACGGCAUAUGUUCGUCAACAGCCACAAAAGGCGAGAGUCAAGCUGAAUUUCCAGAGAAGCGUAACACAAUAGCUAUUAAACGUCUAUUUCGUAGGGUAGACGGGCAAGCAGAACAAGGGUUCUUAGCGGAAAUUGAACUUCUUAGCAAAUGUAAGCAUCCAAAUAUAGUUUCUCUUAUUGGCUUUUGUAACGAAGAGCAAGAGAUGAUUCUAAUUUACGAAUAUGCUUCUAAUGGAAGCCUCGAAGAUUAUUUGGGAAACAGUGAUAAGAUUACUAAUCUUACUUGGGCUCAACGUAUAAAAAUAUGCAUUGAUAUUGCAUAUGGAUUAGAAUACCUUCACAAAGCUACAGAAGACAAAGAAUGCAUGAUUCACAGAGAUAUAAAGAGUGCAAACAUUCUAUUGAAUGAUAAGUGGGAGGCAAAGAUUGCAGAUUUUGGGCUCUCCAAGCUACACCCAACAUAUAACCAACAUAGCACCCUCAUCAGUGGUAAUAUUGGCGGUACCCAAGUUUACUUGGAUCCAGAAUAUCUGGAAACAGGUAAGUUGAAAACUCAAUCAGAUAUCUACUCUUUUGGAGUAGUUUUGUUUGAAAUAAUGUCUGGUAACUUGGCAUAUGACAAAAUGUACAAUACAACGGGCCUUCCAUUAAUGGCACGUCAAUGUGUUAAUGACAAAACUAUAGAGAAGUUGGUAGAUCCACAGUUGAAGGAAGCUUAUGGAGAUAAUUCUGGGCCAAAUGAUGGGCUCAAUCAGGAUUCAUUGUACACAUUUUCAAAAAUAGCAAGUCAAUGUGUGGCCAAAGCUCAGGUUGAACGUCCAACAAUUGAUUUCGUCAUCAAAGAACUUGAGAAAUCGUUGAACCUUCAAAAUUAUGGGAACGACAACCUCCAAAUUUCACUUGAAGCCAUAAAACUAGGCACACAAAAUUUCAAUGACUACAACUGCAUUGGGAAAGGAAGAUUCUGGAGGCUAUAUGGAGGAGAAAUUUUAUUUGAAAGUUCUACUGUUCGUACCCCCAUUGUUGCAAAGAGAUUUGCGUCGGAUGAAGGAAACUCUCAAUUCAUGAGAGAGCUGAAAAUUCUUUUUGAGUGUAAGCACAAGAAUAUCGUUGGUCUCGUAGGGUAUUGUAAGGAAAUGGGUGAAAAAAUCAUUGUUUGUGAGCAUGCGUCUAACGGAACACUCGAUAAGCAUUUGGACAAUCCUGAUCUUACAUGGAUGAAACGCCUCAAGAUAGGCCUUGAUGUUGCAAGGGGAUUGGAAUAUCUACACACAGGUGGCAUUACAAAAGAUACUCGGAUACUACAUAGAGACAUCAAAAGUAGUAGCAUUCUACUUGAUGUUGAUUGGAGGGCUAAACUUUCUAAUUUCGAGGAGUUUUCAUAUGAUAUGGAACGCAAGAUGCUUAAACAUAUUGAUGAUGAUAAUGCAUAUGGCUCACUGAGCUACUUAGACCCACGGUACAAAAAGUGGGGUUUUUUUGAUAAAUGGUCAGAUUUGUAUUCAUUGGGUGUGGUUUUAUUGGAAAUGAUGUUAGGGAGACUGACUUGUGUAGAGGAAAUUGAGGAAUUUUCUUUGGCCAAAGUGGAUGAGAGGAUAUUUGAGGGUAUAAAGGAACAAAUUGUGCCACGAUCAUUAGAUGUAUAUUCUGCCAUUGAGUUGGUUGAACAACUUACGUUGGCAUUGGCAUACCAAGGGGAUUAUGAGAUAUGGAGGCCCAAACUCCCCAUGGACUAUGAAAAACUAUUAUAUAUGUCAGGUGUUCCCAUUAUUUCGGGAAGGUUUAAGGAUGUUUACGACAUGCUAUGCGAUGGAUUCCUCUUUCAAGAAGGCAAAUUGUGGUUUUCUUUGUGGAGCGAUGGAAAAAGAAAUGUAAUGAUAUCAGCAAAGAGAUUUUCAUACAUCAACCAUGGAUCGUGUAAAAUAAGAGUAGUGCCAAAGGCAAGAUCUUCUCAUUACAUAAUCAAAAAUGGAAAAUUUUCAAUGGAGAUUCCGUGUGGUCAGAAAUUGACACCAAUACAGACACGCAAGUGGCGAUCGAAUCGAAAAUCGAGGUUUCAGGUAGUAGCAAAAAUGUUGGAUGUAUCGAAUCUGAAGGUCCAAAUCAAGAUAAAACCUCAACUUUUACUUCCUGGAGAUAACUAUGGGGUUCAUCUAGUCUUUAAGUUUCGUGAGCCAGGAAAUUGUCUAGCUAAACACAUGUAUGUGAACCUAAAGUACAAGAGGGGGAGUGACAAUCUACAUUCGGAUUUCGCCACAUGGAGAGAAGACGGGUGGAUGAUGAUUGAAUUGGGCCAAAUCUUAAAUUACAAGGAAGAUACUGAAUUCGAAGUUUUACUGGAGAGCUUUUCGCGAAGCUUCUGUGGAAGUAGCGUCUAUAUUGAAGGCAUAGAGUUUCGGACCAUAGAAAAUGUAUAUGAACAAGAUGGGUCUAAAGAGAUUGAGAAAUAUCAGGAAACUCGAGUAUAUGAAGAAAUCAAGAAGCCGAAGGAAGUACAACACUCUCUAGUUGAAUCUAAGGAAAUAAUGAAGUGCCCGGGAAAUGCUAACGAGGGGCUCUUGCUAAAAGAAAUACAGUGUGAAAAGAUAUGUUUAAUGCUUUCAGAAAUGGAAGCUCCCUACAAGUCUUCGAAAGAAAAGCCUUUUCAUUUGAAAUAUUUAGCUGAGUCGAGAUUUCAAGGGGAAAUUGAGCUUUCAAAGCGACAAGUAUUUUGUAUUAAGGGCAAGAUAGAGAGCCAAACGUUGUCCCCAGCUAAAGAUUACAUGUGUUAUCUUGUAUAUAAGCUGUCAGAAACAUGUAAUGGGUUGCAUUGUCCUGUGAGAGUAAGGAAUGUUUUACAGUGGAAAAACAAAGAGGUUGGACUUAUUUGCUUUAGACCUUCAAGCCCAUGGAAUUCACCUGAUACGAUUGGGGUUCCAAAAGAAAGGGACGAUGGAUGGAUGGAGGUUUUUGUGUGGAAAUUCAACUCAAAAUGUGAGCUGAGAAGCAAUCAUAUUCCUAUGUAUCUGAAAUUCAUAACUUAUGAAGGAACCAUGUCCGGCCUUAUUGUAAGCAGUCUCGAGAUUCGGCCAAUGUAAGAGCAUCUGUCCGUGUAUUCUGCCCAUCCCCAUGUAGACUGUCACAAUACUGAUAAGUUUCUAAUUUCAAGCAUUUUUUUACAUUGCAUCUUAAUAGGUGCAAAUAUUUUUAAGUUUCUAGAGUUAAUUGCAUUUUUGGUCCCUGUGGUUUGUAUGCUUUUACAGGUUUGAGACUUUUUCAGGUUUCUUGGCAUUGUUGGUCCCUAUUUUUGGGAACCUGAAAAGGUCUCAAACCUGCAAAAGCAUACUAACCACAUGAACCAAAAAUGCAAUUAACUCAAGUUUCUACUUCUGGGUUCUAUUUGUAUGUCAAAUCUUAUUUGUUGUAAUUGGGUUACUUUGAGAAUGUAUAUAUUAUUUUUCCCAAAUUGGAAUAGUAAUGAAUUCCCACUUUAUAUACAUAUAGCGUUAAUAUUACACUAAA
Molecule: messenger RNA, 4701 nt
Organism: Erigeron canadensis
Lineage: Eukaryota; Viridiplantae; Streptophyta; Magnoliopsida; Asterales; Asteraceae
Exons: 10
Coding region: 87-4277 (1396 amino acids)
Biological process (GO): protein autophosphorylation
Cellular component (GO): plasma membrane; plasmodesma
Molecular function (GO): ATP binding; transmembrane receptor protein tyrosine kinase activity
Source: RefSeq, a predicted model, not a curated record